ACGCCAAGGCGGAAUGUCACCUGGAGACAACGGUGGCGGCCGUUGGGGCGCCUGUGUGUGUUUGGCGAGAAGCGCUGAGGUGUGGGUGCCGGACGCAAGUGCAGCAGCCAAGCGUCGGGGCGAUGAAGGCGGAACGAGGAGGGAGGGGCUGCUAUAAAAAUAACUCAACGAGGCACACUUCAGCGAAGCGUCCCCGUCUGAGUAAGGGGACGAGAUGAGGCGCCCGAGGAUGGGAGGCGCCCGGCGCAAGAGGCAGCCACUGGUCGGCUCUUUUGCAAAGGCACGAGGAGACGGAGUAAUGUCGUUAUCCUCCCACCCCAACCCGCCUCGUGCACAUCUAGCGUCUCCCAUAAGGAAGGGCAGAGGAAAGGGACGAAGUUCUGCUGUCCAAAUUUGCAUCGCCGGCAUGGACGUCCGGUGAGCGGCUCCUCGUCUCCUCGGCAUGUCAGUAAAUCGGAGCGGGCUGAAUGGCUCAAGGCCGCAGGACCAGCUCACCUUGGACAGGCCCCCUUGGGUGGCUUCCACCUUGGCCGUGAUCCUUAUCUUCACCAUCGUGGUGGACCUGCUGGGCAACUUGACGGUGAUCGUCUCCGUGUAUAGGAACAAGAAGCUGAGGAACGCUGAAAAUGUUUUUGUGGUCAACUUAGCUAUUGCCGAUCUGAUCGUAGCUAUCUACCCAUAUCCUCUGGUCUUGACAUCUGUCUUUCAUAAUGGCUGGAACUUUGGAUAUAUACAAUGCCAACUCAGUGGAUUUCUUAUGGGCCUGAGCGUGAUUGGGUCUAUUUUCAACAUUACAGGCAUUGCUAUUAAUCGAUAUUGCUACAUCUGCCAUAGCCUCAAGUACAACAAGUUGUACAGUGUAAAGAAUUCUGUCUGCUAUGUCAUUCAAAUUUGGACUUUGACUUUUGUUGCCAUUGUGCCGAACUUUUUUGUUGGAUCCCUUCAGUAUGAUGCUAGGAUUUAUUCAUAUACUUUCUCCCAGUCAGUGAGCUCCACUUAUACCAUAGCAGUCGUCUUUUUUCAUUUCAUGCUUCCAAUAACCAUAGUAACAUUCUGUUACCUGAAAAUAUGGAUCCUCGUUUUCCAGGUACGGAGAAGAGUUAAACCUGACUACAAACCUAAACUAAAGCCACACGACUUCAGGAACUUUAUCACCAUGUUUGUAGUCUUUUUACUGUUUGCAAUCUGCUGGGCUCCAUUAAAUUUCAUCGGCCUUGUGGUGGCUAUCAGUCCAGAAACUAUAAUUUCCAAGAUUCCAGAGUGGUUGUUUAUUUCCAGCUACUACAUGGCAUACUUCAAUAGUUGCCUUAAUGCUAUCAUUUAUGGACUUCUAAAUCAGAAUUUCCAACGAGAAUAUAAACGAAUACUUAGGACAAUUUGUACAAGAAAAGUUUUCUUCCAGGACAGUUCUAAUGAUGCUCCAGACAGGAUAAAAAGCAAGUCUUCACUGCUCACACAAAACAAUUUAGUGAGGGUUGGCUCAGUAUGA
Crotalus tigris (Tiger rattlesnake) is the source of this 1489-nucleotide messenger RNA. RefSeq names its product melatonin receptor type 1A-like. Lineage: Eukaryota; Metazoa; Chordata; Lepidosauria; Squamata; Viperidae. The record is from RefSeq and is a predicted model, not a curated record. Gene Ontology annotation, biological process: G protein-coupled receptor signaling pathway. Gene Ontology annotation, molecular function: melatonin receptor activity. Gene Ontology annotation, cellular component: membrane.